Molecule: messenger RNA, 3202 nt
Organism: Musa acuminata subsp. malaccensis (wild Malaysian banana)
Lineage: Eukaryota; Viridiplantae; Streptophyta; Magnoliopsida; Zingiberales; Musaceae
Product: plasma membrane ATPase 4-like
Biological process (GO): proton export across plasma membrane; regulation of intracellular pH
Cellular component (GO): plasma membrane
Molecular function (GO): ATP binding; ATP hydrolysis activity; P-type proton-exporting transporter activity
Source: RefSeq, a predicted model, not a curated record
AGAGAGAGAAAGAGGGAGGAGAGAAGAAGAUCCUGUUCUUCUCUCCCUUGUUGCACCCCCGAAACUGACUCACUUUCUUCUCGCUAAAAGAGAAGAAUUGGAGAGAUGGCCACCGAUUUCGGUGGAGGCGGCAGGUCCGUCUCCCUGGAGGACAUCAGGAACGAGGCCGUCGAUCUUGAGAAAAUUCCGGUGGAAGAGGUCUUCCAGCAGCUGAAAUGUAGCACCGAGGGGCUCACCACUGCCGAGGGUGAGCAGCGGCUCCAGAUCUUUGGUCCCAACAAGCUCGAGGAGAAGAAGGAAAGCAAGUUACUCAAGUUCUUAGGAUUCAUGUGGAAUCCGCUUUCGUGGGUCAUGGAGAUCGCUGCGAUCAUGGCCAUUGCCUUGGCUAACGGAGGGGGUAAGCCACCAGACUGGCAGGACUUCAUCGGAAUCGUCUCUCUCCUUAUCAUCAACUCUACCAUCAGCUUCAUCGAGGAGAACAACGCCGGAAAUGCCGCCGCUGCCCUCAUGGCUGGCCUCGCCCCCAAGACGAAGGUGCUGAGGGAUGGCAAGUGGUCAGAGCAGGAUGCUUCAAUCCUUGUUCCUGGUGACAUUAUCAGCAUCAAGCUUGGUGAUAUCAUCCCUGCCGAUGCCCGCCUCCUUGAGGGCGACCCGCUCAAGAUCGACCAAGCCGCCCUCACCGGCGAGUCCCUCCCUGUGACCAGGCACCCGGGCGACGAGGUCUUCUCAGGGUCCACGUGCAAGCAAGGAGAGAUCGAGGCCGUCGUCAUCGCCACCGGCGUCCACACCUUCUUCGGAAAGGCUGCACACCUUGUCGACAGCACCAACAACGUGGGUCACUUCCAGAAAGUGCUCACCGCCAUCGGAAACUUCUGCAUCUGCUCCAUUGUCGUCGGCAUGCUAAUCGAGAUCAUCGUCAUGUACCCGAUCCAGCACCGGAGAUACAGAGAUGGCAUUGAUAACCUCCUGGUGCUGCUCAUUGGCGGAAUUCCGAUCGCCAUGCCCACUGUGCUGUCGGUCACAAUGGCCAUUGGAUCCCACCGCUUGUCGGAACAAGGAGCGAUUACCAAGAGGAUGACUGCCAUCGAGGAGAUGGCCGGCAUGGACGUGCUUUGCAGUGACAAGACUGGCACCCUCACCCUUAACAAGCUCACCGUCGACAAGACCUUGAUCGAGGUGUUUGUGAGGGAUUUGGAUAAGGAUGCCAUAGUCUUGUAUGCAGCAAGGGCUUCCAGGGUCGAGAACCAGGACGCGAUUGAUGCCUGCAUUGUCGGAAUGCUGGCCGACCCCAGGGAGGCACGAGCUGGGAUCCAGGAAAUCCACUUCCUGCCCUUUAAUCCAGUGGAAAAACGCACUGCAAUCACAUACAUCGAAUCAGACGGCAAAUGGCACCGCUCAAGCAAGGGUGCUCCUGAGCAGAUCAUUGAGCUCUGCAACAUGCGAGGGGAUGCUCGGACGAAGGUCCAUGGCAUGAUUACCAAGUUUGCCGACCGCGGCCUCCGUGCUCUUGGUGUGGCGAGGCAGGAGGUGCCUGAAGCAAGCAAGGAGAGUGCUGGUGGCCCAUGGCAGUUUCUGGGUCUCUUGCCCCUCUUCGAUCCUCCUAGGCAUGACAGUGCCGAGACCAUCCGCCGUGCCCUUAAUCUUGGUGUUAACGUCAAGAUGAUCACCGGCGACCAGCUUGCCAUUGCCAAAGAGACUGGGCGCAGGCUUGGGAUGGGCACUAACAUGUAUCCGUCCUCCACCCUCCUCGGCGAGAGGAGCGAUGACACCACCGGCCUCCCCAUUGACGAGCUUAUCGAGAAGGCCGAUGGCUUUGCUGGAGUCUUCCCUGAGCACAAGUAUGAGAUAGUGAGGAGGUUGCAGGAGAAGGAGCACAUCUGUGGGAUGACAGGAGAUGGUGUCAAUGAUGCACCAGCUCUGAAGAAGGCAGACAUUGGUAUUGCCGUGGCAGAUGCAACCGAUGCCGCCCGUGGCGCUUCAGACAUCGUGCUCACAGAGCCUGGUCUGAGCGUGAUCGUGAGUGCGGUGCUCACAAGCCGCGCCAUCUUCCAGCGCAUGAAGAACUACACGAUCUACGCCGUCUCCAUCACCAUCCGUAUCGUGCUCGGCUUCAUGCUCGUCGCCCUCAUUUGGCGCUUCGACUUCUCCCCGUUCAUGGUCCUCAUCAUUGCCAUCCUCAAUGAUGGUACCAUCAUGACCAUCUCCAAGGACCGGGUUAAGCCCUCCCCUGUGCCAGACUCAUGGAAGCUCCAGGAGAUCUUCUCGACCGGGGUCGUUCUCGGUGCUUACCUUGCAAUCAUGACUGUGGUCUUCUUCUUCCUUGUUCACGACACUGAUUUCUUCCCUAAAGCGUUCGGCGUGAGGUCAAUCAAUGGCAACAACGAUGAGCUAACCGCAGCACUGUACCUCCAAGUGAGCAUCGUCAGUCAGGCACUCAUCUUUGUCACCCGGUCCAGGAGCUGGUCCUUCAUCGAGCGCCCUGGUCUCCUGCUGGUCUCUGCCUUCGUCGCCGCCCAGCUGGUGGCCACUCUCAUCGCUGUGUACGCCACAUGGGGCUUUGCGAGGAUGAAUGGCAUCGGAUGGGGGUGGGCUGGGGUCAUUUGGCUCUACAGCCUCAUCACCUACUUCCCUCUCGACAUUCUCAAGUUCAUCAUUCGCUAUGGUCUGAGCGGCAGGGCCUGGGACAACCUUCUCCAGAACAAGACGGCCUUCACCUCGAAGAAGGAUUACGGGAAGGGCGAGAGGGAAGCACAAUGGGCGCUGGCCCAACGCACCCUGCAUGGUCUGCAUCCCCCAGAGACCACCGGUCUGUUCGACGAAAAGAGCUACAGGGAGUUGUCGGAGAUCGCUGAACAGGCCAAGAGGCGCGCCGAGGUCGCCAGGCUUAGGGAGCUGCACACGCUCAAGGGUCAUGUCGAGUCCGUCGUGAAGCUCAAGGGAUUGAACAUCGAGAACAUGCAGCAGCACUACACUCUCUAAAGGGAGAAAUAAGCGCUGUACCUGCGCAGGAAGAGUUGAAGACCGUAGCAUCGCUGUUGUGGUCUUGUUUCUUAGGCAAAUGGUUCAAAUAAUUCAGCAGAUCCAGACGUAGGUUUUGCUGACGGUGGGUGUCACCGAAGCCACGCUAGUUUGCGUGGGGCUAUUUGUUGUAGUACGACAACCAUAUAUAUUUGUGGCAAUCUUUUCAUUGCCAUAUGUUAUU